Clonostachys rhizophaga is the source of this 450-nucleotide messenger RNA. NCBI's taxonomy places the organism in Eukaryota, Fungi, Ascomycota, Sordariomycetes, Hypocreales, Bionectriaceae. The record is from the annotation of a GenBank genome assembly.
AUGAAAGACCAGAAAGAUAUCGUGGGCAACCCACACAUUGGCGGUUCUACCGGCGAUCCCUUCACUAUCAGCAACGCCUUUAACGCGGCCCAGACCGUGACCGUCUGGAUCGCCAAAGGCACCCGCUGGAGCGAUCGAGACCAGGUCAAGGCCAUCAAGGUCGUGUACGCGGACGGCACGGAGCGUGCCUCCGGUAACCAGACGGGAACCUCGCACUCGUUCAAGUUUGACUCCAAUGAAAGAGUCACGUCGAUGGGUAUCUGGACGGGGGACCGUGUCGACAAGAUCAAGUGGGUAACUAAUCACAACCGUACCUUUGAGCAUGGCGGUUGGGGCGGUACGGAACAUUUCGAGGAGCUGGGUAACGGUAUUCUUCUUGGCUUCUCGGGAACCACGGAUUCGCAUGAGCUCAUCUCACUUGGAGCCUCGUUCAAAGAGGACUCUGACUAA